Messenger RNA from [Torrubiella] hemipterigena, 821 nucleotides. NCBI's taxonomy places the organism in Eukaryota, Fungi, Ascomycota, Sordariomycetes, Hypocreales, Clavicipitaceae. The record is from the annotation of a GenBank genome assembly.
ACCACCACCAACCACGCGAGCAUCACCAGGCAACAGGACAUCACCGUCAGCCUCACUCACCCCGACAAACCAAAAACAAAUCUUGCGAUCCCUCCUCCUCCGUCUCCAUAACCGACCCUUUACUCUCAACCGCGAUACCAGCAACAGUAAACCAUGGGCUCCGUCGUCAUCCCCCAUCUCGUGUCUGGCUGGCACGUCGACCAGGCCAUCCUCUCCGACGAAGAGCGUCUCGUCGUCAUCCGCUUCGGGCGCGACUGGGACCCGGACUGCAUGCGCCAGGACGAAGGACUCUACAAGAUUGCCGACAAGAUCAAGUCGUUUGCGGUGGUGUACGUCUGCGACAUUGACCAGGUGCCCGACUUUAACCAGAUGUACGAGCUCUAUGACCCGUGCACCAUCAUGUUCUUCUUCCGCAAUAAACACAUCAUGUGCGAUUUCGGCACGGGUAACAAUAACAAGCUCAACUGGGUCCUCGAGGACAAGCAGGAGUUGAUUGAUAUUAUUGAGACGGUUUAUAGAGGCGCCAAGAAGGGCCGUGGUCUGGUGAUUAGUCCCAAGGAUUACUCGACACGACACAGAUAUUAGAGAAAACAGGGAACGGUUUAUGCAUUUUGGGCGUUUUGAAGGUGUUGGGUUUGUGUAUUGGCUGUGGCAAUGAAGGGUUUUACAUGGCUUGUUAAAUAGAAUCAUUUCAAAAGAUUAUUACUUGAUAUUUACUUUAACAAGCAUUCACUUGAUGUCGUUGUUUCACUAGUGUAUUUGGGCCCUAAGCAAGCUACACCCGUGUAUGACGGAUCAGAGAUUCACCAUGUAACUUUGCA